AUUCAUUUCAGCCCGUGCCCAGAUUACCAGCAGAGAAGAGAAGGGCAGCAUGGCCCGGGGAGAAAAGGGAAGAGGGGAGGGACCUGCCAAGAGUGCCCUCCGGAAGGUACGCACAGCCACCCUGGUUAUCAACUUGGCCCGGGGCUGGCAGCAGUGGGCAAAUGAGAAUAGCACCAGGCAGGCCCAGGAGCCUACAGGCUGGAUGCCAGGAGGGGCCAGGGAGUCAGACCAACCUUCUGGACCAGUGAUAUACCCUACAACCCACCAGAAAGUCCAGAGUGCCCCAAAAUCUCCCUCCCCAAAGCCAGGGGGAUAUGGAGCUGGACAAAGCUCAGAGGGAGCCACCGAAGUCUCUCCUAUCAAAAGGAAAGAGGUGACCAAGACCAUUGUCAGCAAAGCUUACGAGAGAGGAGGUGAUGUAAGCCACCUCAGCCAUAGAUACGAGAAGGAUGGUGAUGAGCCUGAACCCGAGCAGCCAGAGAGUGACAUUGACAGACUCCUCCGCAGCCAUGGCUCCCCAACUCGGAGAAGAAAAUGUGCCAACCUGGUAUCUGAGCUGACCAAGGGCUGGAAGGAGAUGGAACAGGAGGAACAGGAGGAGCUCAAGUGCAGGAGUGAUAGCAUAGACACAGAAGACAGCGGCUACGGAGGGGAGACAGAGGAGAGGCCGGAGCAGGAUGGAGAGCAGGUGGCCAUCGCCAGAAUCAAACGCCCCUUGCCCUCCCAGGCAAAUAGAUUUACUGAGAAACUCAAUUGCAAAGCCCAGCGGAAAUACAGCCAAGUGGGCCACCUGAAAGGGAGGUGGCAGCAGUGGGCUGAUGAACACAUACAAUCCCAGAAGCUCAACCCUUUCAGUGACGAGUUUGAUUAUGAAUUGGCCAUGUCCACCCGCCUGCACAAAGGAGAUGAAGGCUACGGCCGUCCCAAGGAAGGAACCAGAACUGCGGAAAGGGCUAAGAGAGCUGAGGAGCACAUCUACAGAGAAAUCAUGGACAUGUGCUUCAUCAUCCGCACGAUGGCGCACCCCAGGCGGGACGGCAAGAUCCAGGUUACUUUCGGAGAUCUCUUUGACAGAUACGUUCGUAUUUCAGAUAAAGUAGUGGGCAUUCUCAUGCGCGCCAGGAAACACGGACUGGUUGACUUUGAGGGAGAGAUGCUAUGGCAAGGCCGAGAUGACCACGUUGUGAUCACUCUGCUAAAGUGAACUUGCAACAACACAAACCAGACUUGACCCACUCCUGUCUUAAUGCUAAACGCGAAAGCAGUGAAAUUUAAAAGGCAAACUGCUCUGUACCGAGUUAGUAAACAUUAAACAAUUUUUACAAAA
Sus scrofa (pig) is the source of this 1327-nucleotide messenger RNA. It is a transcript of the gene ABRA, whose product is annotated as actin binding Rho activating protein. NCBI's taxonomy places the organism in Eukaryota, Metazoa, Chordata, Mammalia, Artiodactyla, Suidae. Gene Ontology annotation, biological process: positive regulation of Rho protein signal transduction; positive regulation of transcription by RNA polymerase II. The record is from RefSeq and is marked provisional. Gene Ontology annotation, molecular function: actin binding. Gene Ontology annotation, cellular component: sarcomere.